CCAUCUAUUGGUUAAAUACUACUCACGUGACACACUUGUGGUCACUCUAUGUUGUUGUUGUUGUUGUAGAUGUUGUUGUAGACCCAGAGGACAGUCAUAUUUAUACAGUAUAUAUAUAAUGUCGACAAUAGUUGAGAAAAAACUUUUGAAAAAUAAAAAAACUGAUAAUAAAUCAUUGAUUAAAAUAGCAAUGAAAAAUAGUCAAAGGGAAAGAUCAAUUAUGUCCUCAACCACUACUCAAUUGGAUGUAUUCAAAGCAUUAGUAGGAGAUUCCCUUAUAGGACUCCUUAAUACUAAUGAUGAAUGUUUUAGUUAUUUGGCCAACAAAUUAAAUUUGCAAUUAACACCAAAUCGAAAGGAAAGUUUGAUAAAUAUCAUAUCUCAAGAUAUAUCAAUGGCCUCAACAAUCAUGUCGGACACUACGAGUAUGGAUAGUAUAGAAACACAUACUUUAGAUGAAUACAUGACCAGUCCUAAUGUCUCACAAGGAUCUGAUGAGAGUAUGCGUACCGAAGUAACAAAUAUAUCGGUUGAUUAAAUUUUUACGUUAGGGUCGGGUCGAAAAAAUUACUAUAAAAAAAGUAUACAAUACUAACACAUUAUAAACACAUUUAUUUUAAUUGGAAAUCAAGUGAUAUCUGCGCCCAAAACCUUCAGUAAUGUCCAAAUAUAUGGCGAUCUUAAUACCGAAAGCUUUGAUUCUCAACUUAUAAACGACGUUCAUAUGAAAGAUCUGUACGAAAAUACUCUUCAAUACGACAAACCACAGACAGUGACCGCACGUCUUAAUGUCGACACAAUUAUGAUUCCGAAAUUGCGUAUAAAUUUGAAGGAAUUUGAUGCAAAUGUUUUGAAGACAUUUGGAGAUCAAGUAAUUACUGGUGACUUUACAUUUGAAAGCGAUGUUUAUUUUGAUAAGGAUUUAAAUGUUUUGAAUAAACGCAUUAAUGGUCUUCAUUUGGUCAACGAUUUAAUGUUAAGAGGAAGAGAUAAUGUGAUUACAGUUCCAAAGAUUUUUGCCGAAAACAUUGUCGUCACUAAUAAUAUGAUCAUAAAAGACGGCAAAACCAUCAAUGGUGUGGAUCUGUCAGAAAUGAUGAAGAAUGCAGUCAUGAAAAGCAAUGCCAAUAAUAAUAUCAUUGGACCAAAACAUAUGAAUAGUAUAGAAGUGGAUCACUUGAUAGUUAAUCUUUUAAAUGGAUUCAAUGUCAGCGAAAAAACUUUUCUAUUAAAUUAUGGAAAUCAAGUGAUUAUCGGAGAAAAAAUAUUAAAUCAUGAUUUGAUAGUCAAUGCAGACAUUAUUUCAAAGACUAUUAAUCACAUAAUAAUUGGAGAUUUGGCACAAAUUCAGACCUCCUCUGACUGUUAACAAUGUCCGCGCUUUCGGUAAAGUCGAUGGCGUAGAUCUUAACGCUUACUUUAUAUUAUUUUUUUUCAUUUUUAUAAACUUAUAUUAACUAACUAUUAAUAAACUAAUACAUAUGACCCGACCCGACCCCCGAACUACUG
Oppia nitens is the source of this 1509-nucleotide messenger RNA. RefSeq lists its product as uncharacterized. NCBI's taxonomy places the organism in Eukaryota, Metazoa, Arthropoda, Arachnida, Sarcoptiformes, Oppiidae. Gene Ontology annotation, cellular component: cell surface. Gene Ontology annotation, molecular function: heparin binding. Bases 725 to 1369 code for a protein of 214 amino acids. The record is from RefSeq and is a predicted model, not a curated record. The transcript has 5 exons.